AUGAGUGAUGAAAAAUACAGAACUGACGAACCACUCACCAUCAUAUUUCCUCUAGAUCUUUGGUUGAAAAUUGCAAUACAUUUAGAUUUACCAGCACUGAAUGCUCUUUCUCAAUGUCACUCUCAUCUCUUUAAUUUCAUCAUGUGCCGAAAUUUGCAGAAAGAAAAGACAUUGUUAUUUUCAUUGAAAUGUGUUUUCAUUGAUAGGGAAAAACAGCAAGAAGAUGAGAUUUUUCAAUGCGUUCAACAAUAUUUGUGGAAACCAUUGUUGAUCUAUUAUUUCCCACUCUUCAACAAGGAUCUUAAUGUGAAGAAUCACAUGCUUGUAUUGAAGAGAAGAGUCAAGUAUAUUUCCACAAAAAAACCAUACCAAAAUGGUAAAAUCAUGUAUUUUCAAAAUCAUUAUGGUCAAAUGGUGAGCAAGUUUCCCGAAGCACUUGUCAUGGAUAACGAUUUCGUUCACAAUGCAAAGCAAUCGGGACUCGUUAAGGAUGAAAUCUCGGAUGGAUUUAUUGAGAAUUGUGAGUGGAUUUAUAAAUGUCCCUUAAAUGCAAGUGAAUUUGCGAACAAAUUUCAACUCAGCGCCAAAUGCGAUGUCUGUCACAAGAUGGUUUACCGAGUCACCACUGUGCAAGACUUUAUGUUUCAUACGGACCAAGGACAUUGUGUUUCUUUCAAUACAUCGCUUAGUAAACGACCACGAGGAGGUUGUAUCAUUUAUUGA
Naegleria lovaniensis is the source of this 723-nucleotide messenger RNA. RefSeq lists its product as uncharacterized. Bases 1 to 723 code for a protein of 240 amino acids. The transcript has a single exon. The record is from RefSeq and is a predicted model, not a curated record. NCBI's taxonomy places the organism in Eukaryota, Heterolobosea, Eutetramitea, Acrasida, Naegleriidae.